UUUGUGAAGACUAUUGUCCUUCAGAAUUCAUUUGCAUUAUCUGUGCUCAUGAAAAUGUUCAAAGUCAAGCAAGAUGUAAUAAUAAUGAUGCAUUUAAUGAGAUAUAUUGGGAUGAGGAAAGUAUGAUUGGUGUAUGUACUUUCAAUGGUGACCAUGGAUAUGCAUAUUGA
Molecule: messenger RNA, 170 nt
Organism: Funneliformis geosporum
Lineage: Eukaryota; Fungi; Glomeromycota; Glomeromycetes; Glomerales; Glomeraceae
Source: the annotation of a GenBank genome assembly